GGUUGCAUCCGACUGCGCUCCCGAGGCUGUGAUUGGUCUCUGCUGUUGCCACUGCCCCGAUCCCCACCAAUGCUGACUCCAGAAGCAGUGAAUUUGCCCGCCUGCACGCUCGGUUGCAACCAUCGCUAAUGCUGACUCUGGGAGCAGUGAAUUUGCCCGCUAGCGCACUUGUUCCUGCCUUGGAGAGAGAAUCUUUUGCUCCCGGGUCCGUGCCAAUAACCUGCCCGCCCGUCUCCACGCCAAUUCCCUGCAAUGGGCAAUAACUGCUUUGGCUUUAAGAAAUGGCUGAUUCAGCGGCUGCGGCCUCUGCCCACCCUGCUUAUCGUCCCUGCCCUCAUGCCCCAGAGCAAGAGCAAAGACUACCGCGUCGUGGUGCUUGGCGAUGCUGGUGUGGGCAAGAGCGCGCGGGUGCAGAAGUGGGUGCGUGGCCACUUCCGCGAUGCGUACCUGCCGACCAUCGAAGAUACCGACUGCCAGGUGCUGAGCUCCAAGCACGGUGUCGGGGUGCUGCGCAGCACCGACACCACGGGCAGCCACCGCUACCCGGGUUUGCAGCGCCUCGCCAUUGCCAGGGGCCCUGCUUUCAUCCUGGUUUACUCAGGCGCCAAGAAGCAAACCCUGGAGGAGCUGAAGCCUUUCUAUGAGCUGAUCCGCAAAGUCAAAGGCAACACCUUGCAGAAGUACCCUAUCGUGCUGGUGGGCAACGAAUGCCAAGAAAGCCACUGGGAGUUGCCGGUAAGUGACCGCGCCACUUGCGCCUGCGCUUUGGAGUGGCAUUGCGCCUUCUUGGAGACCUCCGCUAAGAUGGAUAGCAGUGUGCAGGAGCUAUUUCGCACACUGCCGAACCAGAAGAAGCCUGCCAGCUGCCUUCGCCAUCCCCAGAAGAAAUCCCAGAUACCCAAGACCGCGGAGAAGCUGCUUAGCAAGUGCAUCGUCAUGUGAGCCCCGGGGUCUUAGGAUCCUGACCUCCUUCCCCCUCAGUGUGCAGAAAACAGGGAGCCGUCCCAGUGUAAUGUGUUACCUGUGCGUGAACGACUUCUGUGCCGCGGUUUAGGUAAUAACUAGACGCCAGCAAAUGUCCCUUGUAAGUUGAUAGCUUUCCUUUUUCCCAUCCAAGAGAAUUCAGAUUGUUAAAGCUCUAGCACUCGAGGAGGAGGACAGGGAAAAAAGGAGCGCUAUGCAUUUAGAGACUUCUUGUAUAGACUUUAGAGAUUCAUACUUGAAAAGGAGAAUGAAAUGCUGAAAUGAAUUGAAAGAGGCCACUGCUCUUCUUGUAACUCUGAUUAUCGUGUCAUUUUAAAACACUCCAAGUCCUAUAAAGUCGCCAUUGUGUAUUUAAUUGUUUAAAAAAAAAGUGUUUUUGCAACAAAACCCGGCAGAUGACUUUUAGAUAGAUAUGUUAAGCAAGGUAAAUAAAUGGAUAAUCUAUAGCUGAGCAUUGAGGCUGGGGGCAGAGAAAAUAGUGGAACUUGCUUACUAAAUAUGUGCCGAUUGUUUUUGAAGUCAUUUAAAAACAUUUGGGUAUUCCGUGUAGCAGUUUUUGUGACUCAAUAAAGCUUUUCCUGCAUGCAA
Molecule: messenger RNA, 1572 nt
Organism: Zalophus californianus (California sea lion)
Lineage: Eukaryota; Metazoa; Chordata; Mammalia; Carnivora; Otariidae
Gene: DIRAS3
Product: DIRAS family GTPase 3
Exons: 2
Coding region: 253-942 (229 amino acids)
Molecular function (GO): GTP binding; GTPase activity
Source: RefSeq, a predicted model, not a curated record